This is a messenger RNA of Amoebophrya sp. A120, 1929 nucleotides long. NCBI's taxonomy places the organism in Eukaryota, Dinophyceae, Syndiniales, Amoebophryaceae. The record is from the annotation of a GenBank genome assembly.
GCUCAUUCGUGGCAUAUGAAUACCGUUCGUAAACCAGUUUUGUAAGGUCAUUUUCUUCGUCGAAAAGUUCUCCGUUGAGUGUUGUCGUGAGUGAUCGACUGAGAGGAGAGAAUCCAAGCGGCCUCGAAGUAUACGCUUAGCCCAGCAUAACAUUGGCAAAGACCGUCAAUUGUGUUCGUUCUUGUUUCCGAAUUUAUGUUCAGAAAUCCUUUAUUUGUGCGUUCUCGCGACCCGUAUCAAUUUGUUGUGAAGGAAGUAACUCAGAAAGGCAAGAUGUCCUUCUUCAUCGCAAAGCCGACCGCAGCGCGGAAGCGCUCGGGAUUGCAGCGCCCGGCGAAGAUGCUUUUGCCGGCGGCAGUUUUGCCGACCUUGGAUCAGGAGGGUACUACUAUUUUUGAUCACGCGAGUACCGAGAUUAUUUGAUUUUUGUUAUGACACAAUUGCCUUAGAUCCCUCCAUGCUCUAUGUCUAUGUUGCAGAGGAACGAGAGUACAUGAGACGAGUGAUCGAGUAACACACGUCGAAUUUUGUCACAAACAUAAUCCAACAAAACACCAGGGGUGUUCCACGUCUCCGCAUACCAAAAGAAGGAGAAGCGCGGCAAUCUGCGCGGGUCGAACAAGAAUGCGUUCAGUGCUUUGGAGGACCAUGUGGACGGGACGAGCACGCCACCGGGAUCGCCGGUACAUCUUCAUUGAAAUUCUUUUGGGUGAAAAUGUUGAAAUCUGAAUUAUUCCCUGAAGUGUCUGAAAUUUUGCGUCGAAACAACAUGGCCUGGAGCUGGACAUGUGAAAACCAUACCAAAUCAGAUGUCCGCGUUGGAGAAGCAGCUUGUCUUAAACAAGUUUAAGCCAGCUGCGGAUGGCGAUGGGGCUGCACCAGCUGCGGAUGGCGAUGGGGCUGCACCAGCUGCGGGGGAUGGCGAUGGGGAUGCAUUGGUCGAGCAACUGAUGGGAGAAAAGGGCUACGCACACUGCAUCAAUAACCCAAGCGGGCCCGGCUGUAACGUGGGACUUCUCGCGGUGAAACAACACUUCGAGCAGUUGUACCAAUCGGAUCUUGGAAAUCCUAGCAAGGUCGCGGAUCUGAACAAAUUUAUUGAUGAUGACAAAUAUCCUGUGCAAAACCAUCGCACUAGUAUAAAUCGCAUGACAAAUGAUUUUCUCAGCAUGGGAAAUAAAAAAAAAAUUCUUGUUGUGCUGUGGGUUUAUUUAAAGAAAAGAAAAACUGUAACGCAUGACUGCGAUUCGGAUUUCAAUUGCAUACUGCUAGUGCGAUACUUUUGCAAUCCAUAGCAUGAUGUUGACAAGUGCGGUGGAUGCUUGGGUAAAGAAAAAAAAAGCGAAGCAAGAGCGUUUUGCGGAAAAAUCGAAAGAAGCGCAAGCGGUCGAGGACGCGGCCGCGAAGGGGCAGUCCUGAGACGAGAAAGCGUCAGGCAGCAAAUGAGACUGUGCUGAAAAAUGGUCGAAGACAAAAUGCUUGCUUUGCGUAGGGAUCAAUAUCAAACCUGUCGCUUUGACAAGCAGUACGUAAGUAUCCAACCAGGAGUCGUAGUUCGUAAGGUUUGAAAGUUCUUGGUCUCGCGUAGCUAGCUCUCGAAGUCGAGAAGUUGUACCACUCGUUUUAUAAGUCCAGAAUGUGAAUCUAUAAUAUUAAAUCAAAAACAAUCGCGUAAAUUUUGUACUUGUAUUUUCAAAAUUCUACUCACUCUUAAUGUUAAUACCUCUUCUAAGGCAGCAUGUAUAAAAUGACAACUCACUACUCUGUGCAUCUUACAGCUGUUGAUGUGUAUUUAAGCGAAAUUAUAUCCCUCCCUGAAACAGUUGAGUUGUAAUAAAAAACGAUCCCUAAGUAGUCGAGGCCCCCGCGAACCUCCGCUUGUAGCGCGUACCGCGACGUUUGGUCAUUGCAGCAGCAGGUUUUGGCUAU